Messenger RNA from Plectropomus leopardus (leopard coralgrouper), 1207 nucleotides. The record is from RefSeq and is a predicted model, not a curated record. Lineage: Eukaryota; Metazoa; Chordata; Actinopteri; Perciformes; Serranidae.
CACACACACAGGGGGAAGAGAGACAUCCUGUCUGAGACCAAAUACAUCGAGCUGGUGCUGGUGGCCGACCACCAGGAGUUUCUAAACUACCAGAAGAACAACAAGACCAUCAUCUACCGCAUGCUGGACGUGGCCAACCAGGUGGACUGGUUCUACCGUCCUCUGAACGUCCGGGUCGCUCUGACCGGUCUGGAGAUCUGGAGCGACCGCGACAAGAUCCGCGUGGAGAAGAGUCCCACCGACACCCUCAACAACUUCCUGGAGUGGAGGACCAGAGAGCUGCUGCCGCGCCUUCGCCAUGACAAUGCCCAGCUCGUCAUGGGCGGCUCUUUUGACGGCACCACGGUGGGGAUGGCGUCUCAGUCGUCCAUGUGUUCCAGAGACCGGUCGGGUGGAGUCAACGUGGAUCACCUGGUCAGUGUGCUGGGCGUGGCCUCUACUGUUGCUCAUGAGCUCGGUCACAACCUCGGGAUGAGUCACGACACCGCCGAGCGUCACUGCGCCUGUCAGAACGAGCGGCGGCUCGGAGGAUGCAUCAUGGAGCCCUCGACUGGAUUCAUGCCGGGUCAGCAGUUCAGCAGCUGCAGCGCUGCGGAUCUGUCCGUCAGCCUGCUGCAUGGCGGCGGCAUGUGUCUGUUCAAUAUCCCGCAGCCGGAGCGCCUGCUGGGAGGACCUCGCUGUGGAAACCUGUACGUGGAGAAAGGAGAGGAGUGUGACUGCGGCCUGCUGGAGGAGUGUGAGGACCCCUGCUGCAACGCCUCCACCUGUCGUCUGGUUCCUGGAGCUCAGUGUUCGUCUGACGGCAUCUGCUGCCAAGACUGCAAGCUGCGGACGGCGGGUUCGGUGUGUCGCGAGCCGCUCGGAGAGUGCGACCUUCCCGAGUUCUGCACAGGCUCCUCCCCUUACUGCCCCCCCAACGUCUUCCUGCAGAACGGGGAGCCAUGUGAGGACGACGCCUCCUACUGCUACGAAGGAGUCUGCGCCAGCAUGCACACCCAGUGCCAGAUGCUGUGGGGACCCAAUGCCACCAGCGCUCCACCUGUUUGUUUCUCAUCAGUCAACAAACAGGGAAACAAAUAUGGAAACUGUGGUCAGCUGACCAACGGCUCCUACAUCCCCUGUGGAAACGCACGUGUUUUUGGGCUGCAAAUGUCCGUCAGCCCACUUCAGCGUGGACAUGUCCCACAGCCUGCUCCAUCAUGGACAU